AUGGAGGCUCGAAAAUGUUUGAAAUCUCCUGAAACAUUGGAUGAUGUCGUGAAAGGUCUUCAUGUUCUUUUUGAGGACGACCAUGUGAAUGUUGAAGAGGUUAUUUCGUUUUUAUCAUCGUAUAGUUCAAAUCCCGCGGAUUGGGCGAAGUACGCAAAUUAUGAUCCUCACAGGUGGGGUGAUGACAUUAUGUUGAUCAUUUGUGUGUUUAUUAAAUCUUAAUCGAAAUCUAUAAUCUAAAAGUGUUUUGAUGGUGUGGUUAAAAAAUUCUUCAGGUACACAAGGAAUUUGGUGGACGAAGGAAACGGCAAAUUUAACUUGAUCGUGUUGUGCUGGGGAGAAGGUCAAGGCAGGUUAGUCCAAUUACGAUUUACCUGCCAAAUGUAAGCUCAUCUUUUUUUCUAGAAUCUUUGCCCACGUUCAAAUGAUAGAAAUAUCUAAAACCGAGUGACCAAAUUGUUAAGUAAGUUGUGCGAUACACUGGUAUUGAGGUAUAAUUAUGUAAUAUGCAAAUUGCUACAAAUUAAUGACGCAACCGCGGAGUUCGAAGUUCCCGCUAAUUAGAAUAGUUUGCCUCGGAAACUUUGCGCCUACGGACAUAUUAUAAGCUUAACUAUUUCACUUUUUAUUAGUUUAUCGUCUAGACAUUAGAUCCAAGUUUAUGGCGAAACCACAACAAUCUCUUGAUCAUUAAUGAUUUUUCCUGUGCACAAGUGAACUGGGAAGUCAUAUUGUUUUGUUGAAGGGUCCUAUCCAAUUACAGUCAAACCGGGAAAACCGGGGACCGCGGAGCAAGGUGAAAAGUGGGAGGGCUGACAAUUGAAAAUAAUUUUUUCAUAUUGAAAAUCGAAAAAAGGAAUAAAAUCAUAGUAUUUGAUUUGUUUCUGUCGCGUGGCUUUGCAUACUUUAUCCAGUAUUUGUCGCUCUUUAUUGGUCGGCAUUAGUGAAGAUACCGAAAUUCUUCAUACAAUUUUCAUUCCAUCCAGCAAAUGUGUUUGCGAUCUGAAUCACGUCCAAACUUUCCGUUAAUUUCUUAUGACAAUUAAAUACUGUCAAGUUCCUGAAUCGUUGCUGUUUCAUGUUCGAUCUCACAAGUAGUUGUCACCUUUUCUGCAGAGCUUACAGACUUUGACGAAGUCCCAGAUAACUCUAAUAAACGACCAACAUACACUGUCAGUUCAGAUUCAAUGCAAGAAAAGACGCGAUUACAAUUUUAGUAUAGAAAAUACUACACUGAAGUGAUCUGAAAAAUUUCUAACUAUGGCCGGUCACUGUUCAAGUAAUGUAAUUCCUCUUGCCAUCGAAUAAUUCAUUGAUUUGAAAGGAGAAAGACAAAAUAUAAAACUUUUAUCAACUCAAAACAACUACUCACCUUCGUUUGGCUUGAAAAAGCUAGUAAUUUUCUUCAUUUCGUCUGAUAAAACUGAUAAAAAACUCUGCCGGAGCUGGAGGUACAAAACACGCUGCCGAACGAAGCGAAGGGGUGGUCAAGGCAUGGCGUUUGAUCAAGGGGCAAGUCGGCCCUGGGGCACAAUUACCGCGAAAAGCACUGGAGCCCCACAAAGUCCUGGCGUUUGAAAUUAAAGAAAAUACAGAGAAUAUAGCGGAAUAUAGACGGACAAAAAACUUGUUUCAAGUCUUUUUUUAUUUAAUUAUUUUUAUUUUUUGCGCAAAAAGUGGGGGCGGGGGGUGCAAAAAGGUGGUGGGGCCGCGGCCCUACCAGCCCCUCCCCCUCCGCGGUCCCUGAAAACCAUGAACACCAGAAAUAAUUCUGGAACGUCAUUUUGUUGCAAGAAAAAACCAGUCAGUCGUGAGAAAACUAAACCACAAGCAAGAAGUAAUUAAUGUGUGGUCUUGUUGCAAGCUCAUGUUUCCUGAUCUUUUGUUGUAACACAAUGAACAUUUCUGAAAUAUUUGGUAAGAUUUCCAUCUAAGCACAUACAUUUAUUAUGGAUGCAACAAUUUCAUACUUUUUCUCACAAAUAGUUAAUGUGGAUGGAUUCGAAACAUGCAAGCGUAAUAAAUGUAUGGGUUCACGGUUUUUUCCUGUUUGACUGUAAGUUAUGGAAACAUUUUACGUGGGUUAGAGACUAAUGUGAGUGCUUAACCUGCACUUGCUGACGUAUGAAUGGGUAAUAUCUGCUAUUGACCAAGUGUGAGGUCAAGAUGGAUAGAUAUUGGCCAAUGUGUUUUUCCUUCCUUAAAACUUCAAAAAAUAGAAGGAAGCCAAUAUCAGUGAUUUUGUUAAAAAUAGACAUGGUGAGACCUGGGACUCAUCUUGUGAAAAAUUAUGAGUCCCAGUCCAGAACCAAUGAGUUAAAAAAAAGAGCCUGAAAUCAAAAAUGCGUGGGCUUUUAUGCAACCACACAAUUAUAAUCUGAAGACAGACGUCAAAACUCUGCAUUACAGAGUGCACUGAAUAAAUUAAAAUAUAAUCUAGUCUAUUUUAAAGCACAACAAAGACUAAAUAUUCAUUGUUAAACAAUAACCAUUACUGCCUCAGAAAUUAGACGAACAGGUCGGAUAUUUCUACAAAUACAGAUAUUCAGAUCAAUCGAUUGAUCUUUGCGUCUUACGAGACACAUGUCAUGAAUAAAUUAUUUUGCGUCUUUGGGAAUUUUUAUGCAUCAGAGACACAAGACAAAGAGGUAACAAAAUCACUGCUAUAUAAAGAAUUUACAGCCACCUUGACAGAACAAGCUUGCUCAAUUAAGAAUUUACUACUUCACAUUUACUGGUAUCCUUAAAGACCAUAAUAAGACAAUGGCAUUUGCUAUAAUGAAACAACAUUCACAGGGUCUGCUUUCUCUUGGCUAUUGGUUGAAUGGUUCUCUUACAUGCUGUCUUAGAGCCUUUACACUGAUUGCUGGUUUCUGCUAUCCAUUGUAUUCUCACAUUUCAUUGGCUCAGACAAACUGUUCCAUUUGUCUUAAAUGGCCCAGUUUCGAUUUCAUCGCGGCUGCUGAAUAGAUGCACAAGUCUUAAGACUCAUUUAUACAGGGUGAGCCUCGCCAUAAAGUAAAAUAUUCGCAAAUUCCUGGUAAGGAAGUGCCUUAAUGUGAGUUUAAAAUAAUAGGCACAGCUGUAUGCAGGUCUUCUUCUGACCGGAAUUUGUGAAUAUAUUAUCUUAGGUUGAUGCUAGCCCGGUAUAAAUGAGUCUACAGUGCUUCUAUUCAGCAGCCAUGACCAAUUUGAAACAGGUAGGGUUCUCAACAAAAGCUCUGUCUGGUUGUCUCAGACAAGUAGAUUUUCUUGCCGGGCAGGUAUAAUUGCAAGCUCACAGCUGCCCAAAUGGGCAAUGGUCCAGGCAACAAGUCAUCUUUUAACUAAAAUCGUUAGCUAAGACAAGCAAGCAAUGGCCCUACUCAAGCAAACUGUGAAGACUGCUUGUCUAACAAAAACACUGGAAUUAAUUUUUUUAACCCCUUGCAUUUCAUUAGGAAUGUCUUAGGAAGCUACCCAAAUUAUUGGGCAGUUUUCCAAAAUGGAAGGGUAAUCACUUUUAUUGGAUCAAUUAACAGACCAUCAUAGAGGUUUUAGUCACCCAAAAUAUGUUUUCUUUUUUGUACAGCUCCAUUCAUGAUCAUUCCGAUGCUCACUGCUUUCUAAAAGUACUUGAUGGAAGACUCAAGGAAACUCAGUUUGCUUGGCCUUCAGAAUCUGAGCCCGAAAAACCUCUGGAACCAGUUGCAACAAGGUUUCAGGAGACAAAUGAAGUUGCAUACAUUAAUGGUAUGAUAAAUUGUCAUUUGUGCACUAAACAACAGCAAGCUGACAAAAAUGUUAAAUCCCAUUCACACAUCAUAUCAUUUGUAGCAAAGAAAAAGAGAAACUGUCUAAACUUUAUACCGUAAAUGCUCGAAUUAGUGCCCUCCUUCAAAAAGGUGAGGCUAACAAUUUUAGUUAAGCUCCCCUUCAAAUAUGCAUCCCCAACCCUCCCCUAACAGAGUUAGAAUUACUGAAUGCAUUAUUACAUUAGAAGGAGGUCAAUAUCUUGAACUCAAGAGGACAGGUUCUUAGAGGAAACAGGAUUUGGAAAGUGAGGUUAGGCCUAUGGUUACAGAAGUAAUAUUGUAACCCUACUCCUCGGAAAACAAAAUGAAUGCCUCCUUUGGAUUAGUGUCCCUCUCUUGACUCAAGAAAUUAAAUGUGCCUAGGCGCGAAUAUUAGUGUUUAGUGACUGUAAUAAUCAAAGUAUCAAAUUUUUAAUAGUUUUAUUAUUGUAGAUGUACUCUUGUAUGCAAACAAAUUAUUGAGACACUUCUGCUUAUUUUUUGUUUUUUGCUGACAGACAGCAUAGGUCUUCAUCGUGUGGAGAAUGUUAGUCAUACAAACACAGCUGCGACCCUUCAUGUUUAUAUCCCAGCUUUUGACAUGUGUCAGUCUUUUGACCAGCGCACAGGUCACAAACGCAAAUGUCAAGUGACGUUCUGGAGCAAGUAUGGUGUCAGAACACCUUAUGUAAGUUUCUCUUAGUCAGAUCUUGACUCUGGUCAGUUCUAAAAGACACUGUCAUCAAAGCCUCACUGUUAGAGGUUUGCACAAAAGGCAUUAGUGGCAAGGAGUGAGGAGAGGUGGCUGUAUUUAUAAACUAUGUCAUUAAUAGAUCUACCCUAAGGAUUUGAAUUUAGGUUUUCAUAAACAUCUCCUUCUCUUAAGAUUAUUAAGUAACCUGCAGAAUGUACUGCAAGGUAUCAGUGCUGUGUUGUAAUGUUCCAUGGUACUUGUCUUGUUGAGCUCAAGCUUUGAACUUUUGAGCAGUGUUGCUUUAGGUAACGUUAACUCUUUUGAACAGAAUAUCUUGAUCUUUCAAUGAUUUACAGCUGUAAUCUUGUAUCUUGUCGCAGAAACCAAGUUCUUGUUCAUAA
Messenger RNA from Porites lobata, 4868 nucleotides. Lineage: Eukaryota; Metazoa; Cnidaria; Anthozoa; Scleractinia; Poritidae. The record is from the annotation of a GenBank genome assembly.